AUGGACAACUUGGAUUUCCUACGAAAGGGUUAAGUGAAAUAUUGUAGAGCUUGCUGCCCAGCUCUGAAGAAGCUGGGCGUAGGAGAAAAUGAUAAGAACAGCACAAGGACACGGAGCUAGGGAAAAGAAAACACGGGACUGUCCCAAGGCCUGGGGAAUUUCCAGAUGUGCCUUAUGUAAGAUGUUUUCUAUUCUUGAGUACUAUAAAAGAGAACAGUAAAGUCAAUAAAGUUGCUCGGUCUUAACUGGGAGCCCUCUCGUCUCUUUUCAAUCCCUGCGCCCCGUUUCAAGUUUUCUACAGUUUGCCUCGGCAGGACCGCGGCAGACUGGCACCCGAACAGGGACCUGAAUAUCGGGGAGAACGUGAAGGACGCCGCGCGGUGCCCGGGAAAUAGAGGGAAACUAAAGUCUUCAGGGAUUAUUGAAUUGCUGAGGAAUUGGGAAAAGACAAGCUGAAAUUCUCAUUCCAUGGAUCCCUUGGGUGCACCUUCCCAGUUUGUGGAUGUGGAUACUCUGCUAAGCUGGGGUGACUCAUGUGAAGAUGAAUUAAAUUCUUCUGAAACUACAGCUGAAACAUUUCAGGAAGAUAUUAUUAGAUCACCUUUUCUUUAUAAUAAAGUUAUCAAUGGAAAAGUGGUUCUUUGGAAAGGUGAUGUGGCAUUAUUGAACUGUACAGCCAUUGUGAAUACCAGCAAUGAAAACCUCACAGAUAAGAACCCUGUGUCAGAAAGUAUCUUCAUGCUUGCGGGGCCUGAUCUGAAGGAGGACCUACAGAAGCUGAAAGGUUGCCGAACAGGCGAAGCAAAAUUGACGAAAGGAUUUAAUCUAGCUGCUCGGUUCAUCAUUCACACAGUGGGGCCAAAGUACAAGAGCCGCUAUCGCACGGCAGCUGAGAGUUCCCUGUAUAGCUGCUACAGAAAUGUACUUCAGCUAGCAAAAGAGCAGUCAGUGUCUUCUGUUGGAUUCUGUGUCAUCAAUUCUGCAAAGCGAGGUUAUCCCUUAGAGGAUGCAACACACAUAGCACUCCGUACUGUGAGGAGAUUCCUAGAGAUUCAUGGGCAUACCAUUGAAAAAGUAGUAUUUGCUGUCUCUGAACUUGAAGAGGCAACUUACCAAAAGCUGCUACCUCUAUACUUCCCAAGGUCAUUAAAGGAGGAGACUCUAUCAUUGCCGUACCUACCUGCAGACAUUGGAAAUGCCGAAGGGGAGCCUGUGGUGCCUGAACGGCAGAUCAGAAUAAGUGAAAAACCUGGUGCUCCAGAGGACAACCAAGAAGAAGAGGAUGAAGGCUUGAGAGAUGAUCUGUCUUUCAUUGGCUCUCAUGCCUUUGCUCGAAUGGAAGGAGAUAUUGAUAAACAAAGAAAACUAAUCCUUCAGGGACAAUUAUCUGAGGCAGCCCUGCAGAAGCAGCAUCAAAGAAAUUAUAAUCGGUGGUUAUGUCAAGCAAGAUCUGAAGAUCUGUCUGAUAUUGCAUCUCUGAAAGCUUUAUACCAAACAGGUGUGGAUAACUGUGGCCGCACAGUGAUGGUAGUAGUUGGAAGAAACAUUCCUGUAACACUGAUAGAUAUGGAUAAGGCUCUCUUAUAUUUUAUCCAUGUAAUGGAUCACAUUGCUGUGAAGGAAUAUGUAUUAGUGUAUUUUCACACACUGACCAGCGAAUACAAUCAUCUGGACUCUGACUUCCUGAAGAAACUCUAUGAUGUUGUUGAUGUCAAGUACAAGAGGAAUUUGAAAGCUGUUUAUUUUGUUCAUCCAACAUUUCGUUCAAAGGUAUCAACAUGGUUUUUCACCACCUUUUCUGUCUCAGGACUGAAGGACAAAAUUCACCACGUGGAUAGUCUGCACCAGCUGUUUUCUGCCAUAUCACCAGAGCAGAUCGACUUUCCUCCUUUUGUCCUUGAAUAUGAUGCCAGGGAAAAUGGGCCUUACUAUACAUCUUAUCUUCCAUCACCAGAUUUGUGACCUACCAUCUUCCAGCGCUUCUUGGUUCCAAGGAUGCCACUUCAGCCAUGAAUCGCUGCCUAUUGAAGUGAUGUUCAUUUUUGCUGUACAGAUCCAGAGAGCCUUUUGUCCCCACCUCUCUGGUAUUUUUUUAUUGACUAUAUAUUUUGUGGCACAUAAGCAAUCUAAAACUGGUAGGCCAUUCUGAACUGCACAUUUUAAAUUUGUAUAUUUGUAUCAAAUGGAACGUUCAUUUGUAGAAUGUUGUUAAUAGAAAUCAGGGGGCAACUUCUGAGUAUCUUCAGUUUCCUGAAGGACCCUGGCUUCUCCAUCAUACAAGUCACCAACACUGUUCACUUCAUUUCCUAAACAUUGCACGCUUCCUUCGUAUAUUUAAGUGUUUCUUGAAAUAUAUAGAACCAAUGGAUGCUGACCAGAUGCAUUGUUUAUUUCAGAUCCUGAUGUCAUACCAUGUACAUCUUAUAUAGGUAAUCUGCUUAUAAAAGAAUGUGGAAUUCUGUCUGAUCAAAACCAUAAAACUCAUUAGCAAAAUAUAGGGAUUGCAGUUUUACUGCAUAAGUUAAGACUGUGACUGAAGUACUGAGCUUCCUUGGGUUACACAGUUCAUUAAGAUCACCACUGUUUUGAUCUCAACAGUGUGGAGAAACAAAAUGACUGUAUUUUCAACCCUUUUCCAAUAACCAUGGGUGAGUUGGUCCCUGAUUAAAAGGAGUGCACAUACUAGUGAAGAGAAUUUCCAAAGACUCCAUCACUGAGCCCCUGGAAAGUGUGCUGCCUUCCCAGUGUCAUGAGUGGUCUUGUUCAGCUCAUCAUCUCUUAAGUUGCCUACAUCAGUACAGAGGAAGUAUGUUAAGUGGACAAAUCCAUGGACCUGGUAAUUGGCUUUUAUCCAGACCAUUUUUGCCACUUGAGCUUGAUUUGUCCCUUAGCUUGUUUAUGAGUAAAAAGUGGAAUUAUGUUACCUACUUCACAGAGGUAUCAUGAAGAUAGCAUUUAGAAUGAAGAUGGCAUUUAAAAAGAACUUGCCUGUCUUUGGAUGAAAACUGCUGAAGGAGUUUGUGUAGUGGAGUGUCUUCAUUUAAUUUUUAAAUGGGAAUAUGUGAGGGAAUGCUACAAGGCACUCCUUAUGUCCUUGCCACCUUUUGAGUAGCCUUCCCCCAAAACUUUCAAGGGGACCAAUAGCUAUAGUGCAAAAUCCCAACCGUGAAGACCUACUUUCUGUUUUGUUGAGAAUUUCUUCUAGCCUGCUUCUCUGUCAGUGCUGCACUUUAACAAGAAGGACAUCUGUUAUCCAUUGUAAAAAUUUCUUCUUGAAUUAAGGUAGAACCAUUAUCAUUUCCAUCUGGGUGUCCUCAUACUCUUUUGACUCCUACACCCACCCACUUCUGUCUUCCUCACCCCAUGAUGUACAUUUGCAGUUAAGAGAAGAAAAAGGACCUUUAUGUUCUAAUGUCCUCAAUAUUGAUGUUUCCAGGGAUCCCAUUCCCGUCUGCUCCAACUAGUUCUUUCAUGGAGAUAAAGGAAACAGACUCUUCAUUUAUAAUAGGGAAAGCAGUGUCAAUCCCAUCCUGUAUGUUCCCAUAUAAACAAGAAAGGACUUCACAUUUCUCAAAUAUGCAUUCUGACCUUUCGUGUGGACACAUUUCAUUUGUGUCCGUGCAACACCACUUGUUCUUCAUGUAUACUAAUAUGUUGAAUUCCUGCUACGUUCCCUAGGUCGUCAAGUCCAGGCAGCCAGUCAGGUCAGGUGCUAAGCUGCUUUUCAAAGAGUACUCCUUCAACCCCUUGAGCCUUAAAAAUCUGGGACUUUAACUUCACCUUGUAUAGUCAACUGUUGGUCCAUAUCUGAGGUAUCAUUUUCACUAGAAAUAGCUAUAAAAAUAGGCCAACUUUUCUCUUUUAAAGCUGUACUUGCUACCUGACAUUGACAUCUGGCCUGAACCAUUGCUGCUAUAAAUAAUAGAGACUGCAAAUUACUUUGCCAUCUGGAAGAGAAGUAAAUUUAUAUACAGUAUAUAGUUUCUUACAGGCAAUAAUUCUGAAGAAUAUUAGUUUGCUUUAUUCAAGCCAAUAUAUUAAUGCUUAUAACACAAGCAGCAUUUCUACAUAUGCUGAGAUUCUAGUACAAUUGAUGUGCUGGGGUGUAAAGGUCGCAUGGGACUGUAUGCUUAUCAACUGGAUAUCAUAAUUUAAUGAUGAGUAAAGAAUGUAAGGACCACUCUUCUCAUUGGAACUAAAUAUGGUAUGGGACAAAGUUCAUGUUUUUAUAGUUGUCCAAAGUGUUACACAGUGCAGUUGUUUUCUAGAGAGAAAACGUAAUGACCUUGAUAUUGAAAUGAUUAAGUACAUUUGGUGUAUAUGUGCCUUUGUCCGGAGGUUUGAUAGCCUGCAUCACACAUGCCAUUUUCAAGGAUAUAUAGAGGAUAAGGGGUGACAGGCUGGAGAUGACUGUUACCAUCUGAUAUUAAUCUAAAGCACCAGAAAGUCCUUCUUCAGUUAAACUUUAAUCAUGCCAAAUGUAAUUGAAUUGCUGAAAAUAUAGCUUACAAGACAUUAAUUUGUUAAUUCAUGUAAGGCAUAAUAGAAUUUUUCAAACAAAAACA
This is a messenger RNA of Heterocephalus glaber (naked mole-rat), 4565 nucleotides long. NCBI's taxonomy places the organism in Eukaryota, Metazoa, Chordata, Mammalia, Rodentia, Bathyergidae. The record is from RefSeq and is a predicted model, not a curated record.